AUGAAAACCACUCCCGAAGCACCGAUUACUGUAAAUGAUUUCAAAGUGACGCCAAAGCGAUCACGAUCUAAUGCCAAGAAAUCGAUGAGCUUUUCAAUCGCUUCCAAUGCCGCUGAGACGAGGAAGCCGGCUCAUGUUGUGAUUCCAAUGGAAAUAAAGGAAACAAAAGGAAUUUUCAUUCCUCGUGAAUCGAUUAGUGGUGCUGAUGAUUAUCCAGUGCUGAGAAAACGAGACGAGGUCGAGAUUCCAAAACAAUCCAAAAUGAUUUCAAACAAUGAGGAAAUUUUUAUUCCACGUGAAUCGAAGAGCAAAUUGCCUCCAUCGUCAGAAAUGAGAAAAAUCAGCGAUGCGGCGGGGGAAAAGGAAGGGGAGAUCAAAAAGUUUCGCGCAAAAACGAUGACAAGAAAUGGAAUUGAAGAAAAGCACGAAGAGAGCACGUGGGUCGACAUGGGAAUGAACGAGGUGAGUCGAAAGGAAAGAAAUAAGGAGGAAGGAGUGAACUCGUUCUCUUCGAUUAUUGCGAAAAGGUGGGACAAGGUCGUCCCGUUGAUGGAAAAUGGGAGAAUUGACAUCAACCACCGCUCAAUCAAUUCACCAACAAUUGCGGUUUUUGAGCCAAUCAAUGCAAAAGCAUUGAUGAUUGUU
Mesorhabditis belari is the source of this 645-nucleotide messenger RNA. NCBI's taxonomy places the organism in Eukaryota, Metazoa, Nematoda, Chromadorea, Rhabditida, Rhabditidae. The record is from the annotation of a GenBank genome assembly.